Messenger RNA from Cadophora gregata, 1542 nucleotides. RefSeq lists its product as uncharacterized. The record is from RefSeq and is a predicted model, not a curated record. Gene Ontology annotation, molecular function: oxidoreductase activity; flavin adenine dinucleotide binding. The transcript has a single exon. Lineage: Eukaryota; Fungi; Ascomycota; Leotiomycetes; Helotiales; Ploettnerulaceae. Bases 1 to 1542 code for a protein of 513 amino acids.
AUGUUGACUAUGGAUCUGUCGUCAAUCAUUCAACUGGCCUUACUACCGCAGCAAGACCUAUUAGCAAACUUUGUCCAGAAACCUCUUUUGGCACCAGCAAAAAAAUCCUCAACCUCGUCCUGUAAUAUGUCUUCAGCGGAUCCAAAUCACUUCGAUGUACUUGUACUUGGCAGUGGUGAGGCUGGUAAAUAUAUAGCAUGGACUCUUGCCUCGCAAGGGGGUAAACGGUGUGCUGUCAUCGAAAGGCGUUGGCUCGGAGGAUCAUGUCCUACUAUCGCUUGCCUUCCCAGCAAGAACGUCGUUCAUACAGCAAACGUGAUCUAUGAAGCCUCCCAAGGUCAAUCUUACGGAAUACUCAACUCACCAGGUAAAUUCGACCUAUCCAUGACUGUGGUUCGCGAGAGGAAGAGGGAAAUGGUCUCUGGUCUGGUAGACAUGCACGCGGGCAAGUUCAAGGAGUUCGGUGUUGAGCUUAUCUGGGGUCAGGGGACAUUCGUUGGACCGAAGAGUAUUGAAGUCGUUGGCAAAGAUGGCGAGAAGCAAGUCUUGACUGGGGACAAGAUUGUGAUCUCUACUGGGUCCAGAGCACGAAUCGAUGACAUCCCGGGACUGAAAGCCGCAAACCCACUGACACAUAUCGAAAUCUUGGAAUUGGAUGUGUUGCCGAGCCAUCUCAUCAUCAUCGGUGGUGGUUACAUUGGUCUUGAAUUCGCUCAGGCUAUGCGACGCCUUGGAGCUGAAGUCACUGUUAUCGAGAGGAACGCUCGGUUGCUGAAGAAGGAAGACGACGACAUCGUCACGGCUCUGCAAGGAGUCCUCGAAAAUGACGGAGUCAAGAUCCUCACUUCCACAGCCAUCGCAAACGUCACGGGGCAAUCCGGCACCUCAGUAACUGUCACCGGGACCUCCUCCACUUCGCCCUUCACCAUAACAGGCUCUCAUAUCCUCUGUGCCACUGGUCGUCUUCCCAACACAGACAACAUCGGUCUCGAAGACGCCGGUAUAACGCUCACACCUCAAAACUUCAUCUCCACCGAUGAAAAUCUCGAGACCAGUAGCCCAGAUGUGUUCGCCGUGGGCGACUGUGCCGGCUCUCCAAGCUUCACACACAUAGCCUAUGAUGACUUUCGCAUUGUGUCAUCCAUCCUACUCGGACGCCCUCAGCCUCCUCUCCGGAAAUCCAGCUGCCAAGUCCCAUUCACCCUCUACACAACCCCAGAACUUGCCCAUGUCGGUCUCCGCGAGCACGAAGCUGUUUCCAAGGGGUUGAAUUUCCGUCUGGCAAAAAUGCCUAUGGCAGGGUUCCUGAAGACCCGAACGCUGGGCAACACGGCUGGAUUUGCGAAGGCACUGAUUGCAAAUGAUGAUACUAUUCUGGGGUUUACGGUCUUAGGAUUGGGGGCUGGUGAGUUGUUGCCUGUGGUGCAAUUGGCAAUGAAGAAGGGGUUGAGUUAUGAAGAUGUGAGAGAUUUGGUUAUUACACAUCCGACGUUGAGUGAGGGGUUGGUGGGGUUGUUUUCAAGUGUGCCUGCUAAGCAGUGA